UAAGAGACAUGAACUGUAACCUGAGACUGCUGAACACCAAAUUAGGACGGCUGAUAACAUUUUGCCAGUGGUUACAUACAAACUUGUACUGCCCAGUUUCUCCAGGUUAUGUAACAGACUGGCAGCUCCUCUUCUGCCCAGAGCUGGGACACUACGGUAACUGCUUGGUAUGCAGUCCUGCUUUUCCCUUCCUUGCCUGUGACCGGACUUUAAAAUCAGCUUUAGAGAAAAGUCUACCAGAUCAAUCCAAGGAGCUGAAUAUACUUCAAGAGGAACACGGCAAGCACAUGGACGCAGCUCUGCCUGAAUUCCAAGGGCUCUAAUAGACAGAAGAACUAGUUUUGCUCAGUACGGAUCCUCUGCCCCACGAUGGAAAUGACAGAGGCCAGCAUCCUCUUCCUCCGUGCCUGCCUCGCGCUGCUUGCCAUGCCCAUCUACCUACUUUCGUUCCUGGGCAUAUGGGAGCCUUUCUGUAAGAAGAUAUUUUUUCCUUUCUUCUUAGAGAAGAUUUGUGCAAUUCACGAAAGGAAAGCAAAGAAGCAGAAGCAGGAGCUAUUUCGUAAUUUACCUGACUUCACCAGCCCCUCAGGAGAGCUGAGGCUGUUGGAGAUCGGGACCGGCAACGGUGCUAACUUCCAGUUCUACCCACCAGGCUGCAAAGUCACAUGCACUGACAUAAACCCCAACUUCCAGCAAGGCCUUUUGAGAAGCAUGAACAAAAACCAGCAUGUCCACUACGAGCAAUUCCUAGUAGCUGCAGGAGAAGACCUGCGCCAGGUGCCCAGCGGUUCCGUGGAUGCCGUCAUCUGCACCUUGGUCCUCUGCUCCGUGCACAGCGUGAACGACACCCUGAAGGAGGUACUGCGAGUGCUCAGGCCAGGAGGCGCUUUCUAUUUCUUGGAGCACGUGGCUGCUGAUCGUUCCAGCUGGAAGUAUUUUUGGCAGCAGAUCUGCUAUCCGACUUGGAAACUCGUCUUUGCUGGGUGCUGCCUAACGAGAGAGAUAUGGAAGAAUCUCGAACAGGCCAACUUCUCGGAGCUGAGCUUACAACACACCAGCAUAGCGCUGCCCUGGACGCCCAUUCAGCCUCACAUCAUCGGGUUUGCUGUGAAGUAACUCACACCGCCCUGCCAGGCCUUCUCCCCUGCCCCACAGAAAUCCCUUGGCAUAAUUAACACAAACAGCACAGCACAGGCUAAUCCAGACGUCCAAAUCUAGGUAACGCGGUGAAGGACUUUAAUUUUGCUUCUGAUUCAAACAUCCAACGAGAAGAGAGGGUCAGUUUUUCUAAACACCGUUGGAGCCCUCGUGCUGCUGGCCGUGCCUCACCAGCGCCCAGCACAGCCUGCGAAGGAUCCCAGGAGGCCGCAGAAUGCGAAACAGCCCAGCAGGCAGAAGGAAAAAAAAAAGUAUUAACUCAAGGGAAGUUCUGCCUGUGUCUGGUUGACUCUGGGAAGAAAUUCCUCCAGGUGUUGGUGUUCCCCGCGCUGGGAGGAAGCCAGACAGCCGGGGCUCGGCGAGCCCUUGUGGGCCAGCGCUGGGCUCGGCCCGCUGCCCGCUCCCCACUCCCCUCUCCCCGGUUCACGUUCCGGCCUCCCGCAACCAGCAAACACGACCCGAGCGCUCUGCUCGGUCCCGAGCGUUCACGUAGAACAGACGGGUGUGAGGGGAGGGGACGGCGGCGCCCACCCCGCCUCCCCGCAUCGCAUUUACCGAAGUCUCUCACUCACUUGGCUGCCCGCCCCUGCGCAGUAAUGGGUUCUAACGCUGUUCGCCACCGGAGCAUUAAACGAUCCGUGUUUAACGU
Molecule: messenger RNA, 1807 nt
Organism: Grus americana (Whooping crane)
Lineage: Eukaryota; Metazoa; Chordata; Aves; Gruiformes; Gruidae
Product: putative methyltransferase-like protein 7A
Exons: 2
Coding region: 370-1116 (248 amino acids)
Molecular function (GO): S-adenosylmethionine-dependent methyltransferase activity
Source: RefSeq, a predicted model, not a curated record